CCGCAGAGCCCCAUUUCGGCGUUGCCAUGUGCACGGGGGCCUGUUCCCGUGUGCUGGGGGCUGCCCUCUGGCCUUUCGCUCUCCUGUGCAUUGUGUGCAACAUCGUCCUUGCCUUCCCAGACUGGAAGACCCAGUAUGUCCACCACUGGGGAGAGUACCUGACCCCCGAAAUCCUCUACCUGGGCGGGAUCAUCGGAGGCGGCAUCAUGGUGAUGGUUCCAGCCGUCCACAUCCAGGCCACCGGGCGCAAAGGCUGCUGUGGGAACCGCUGUGGGAUGUGCCUUUCAAUCAUCUUCGCAGCUGUGGGGGCCUUGGGAGGCAUUUACGCCGUCGCCACCUCCUCUCUGGGCCUUGUUCACGGGCCCAUGUGUCAGUACCCCCUGGCCAACGGGACGCUGGAGUGGGGCCGCCCCUUUGAGAGCAGCCUGGAGGACUUCAGCGAGAAAAACUACCUCUUUGACACGAGCUUGUGGGACGUCUGCCGGGACCCCCCCGGCGUCACCCGCUUCAACGUCAUCCUCUUCUCCAUCAUCCUGGCCUCCGGCCUGGUGGAGUUCUGCCUCUGCGCCCUGCAGAUCCUCAACGGGCUCUUCGGCUGCGUCUGCGGAACCUGCAACGAGGAAGAAAAGGAAACCUACCACUGAUCCCUCACUGGCUUCCUGACCUCCCCCUCUGCUA
Messenger RNA from Podarcis raffonei (Aeolian wall lizard), 678 nucleotides. RefSeq names its product transmembrane 4 L6 family member 5-like. Bases 27 to 644 code for a protein of 205 amino acids. The transcript has 5 exons. Gene Ontology annotation, cellular component: membrane. Lineage: Eukaryota; Metazoa; Chordata; Lepidosauria; Squamata; Lacertidae. The record is from RefSeq and is a predicted model, not a curated record.